Brassicogethes aeneus is the source of this 1701-nucleotide messenger RNA. Lineage: Eukaryota; Metazoa; Arthropoda; Insecta; Coleoptera; Nitidulidae. The record is from the annotation of a GenBank genome assembly.
UCGGCGACCUUCACGCCCAAUAACAAAACAAUCAAUACAUCAAAUGUUUUUUAAAAAUGGAUAUCGAAAUCAAAGAAGAACCAGACAGUGAAAUUAUAAAUGAAGUCAAAAAUAUAAAGCAAGAAAUAAAUGAAGACUAUGAUAUUGACACCCCUGACGUAGUCGACCCGGCAAGCUUAAGUUCGGACGAAACACAAGUUACCUGUGAAAAAUGUAACAGUGUCUUUUCGAGCGCUGAAGAUCUGGAAGUCCACGAUAUAAUUCAUACAAACGAUACUUUUUGUUCUUUAUGUAAAAAAUGGUUUUCCAGAAGAAGCGAGUUAGUUAUUCAUGUGAGAACUCACUUGUUAAACAAAUCCCACAAAUGUGAGCAAUGUUUGAGAUCAUUUGUCACCAAAAAGGAGCUAAAACUACAUACCAGAGUUCACACAAACGAACGACCUUUUCAGUGUUCUGAGUGUGAUAAAGCAUUUAAGCAAAGAGGGGCUUUAAUUGAUCACAAACUUGUCCACACGAAGCAAAAAUCACAUUCUUGUCCGUUGGAAAAAUGUGACACGCUCUUCACAACAAAAUCAAGUGUCAGGAGGCACCUGAAAAGAAUUCACAAGCUUGGAGCCGCCGAAGUCGCUUCAAAAAUCAACAAUCAAACAGAAACAAUCACAUGUGCAAUAUGUCAACAACAUUUUUCGCGCAAAUGCGAUUUAUAUGCUCACACGAGGCAAGAGCAUCAGGGCACUGAAGAAUUCAACUGCCAAGUUUGCCAGAAAUCAUUUAACUCCUACUUUGUUUUAACUGUACAUAUGGAGGAUAAACAUAAACCGAAAACGUGCAAUAUAUGCGAACAAUCGUUUGCUGGGGCUCCGGAGCUUUCGGAGCACUUAAAAGAACACCAUAAAUGUGGGCAGUGUGGUCAAGGGUUCAUAUCCAAGGUGCAUUUAACCGGACACAUCAAGUUGGCACAUGAUUCCAGUAUCCAUCGAUGCCAAAUUUGUUUCAGAAAGUUUACAAAUUUAGAGGAAGUGGCGGCGCAUGUGUUAACACAUAAAGCUGUAACACCACUAAAAAAAGUUCCUUGUACUCUUUGUAACAAAAGGUUUAGGACUAGGGAUGGGUUAACGAGGCAUCUAAAAAUGUUUCAUUACGAUUUAGCUUUUGUCUGCAAUAUUUGUGGGCGGUGUCAUGAGAGUCCCGAGACAUUAAAGCAACACAUGAAAAAACAUGAUAAAUACAAAGCUAUUUUACGUUUUACUUGUAGCGUUUGUUUGCAGGGCUUUAGAUUUAAACCUAACUUAUUAAACCAUUACAAGGAAGUUCACCCUCAGGUAAACUUCAAAUGCCAAUACUGCGGUAAAGAUUGUACAAACGGCUUUGAUAUGUUCAAACAUCAAACCAGAAAUUGUCCUCUAAAAACGGACAAUCUAUGUAAUUUUUGCAAUAAAAAUUUUAAUAGUAGUACUGCGUUAAAAACCCAUUAUAGGAUUGAACAUGCGCGGCAAUUUACUGCCGAAUUUCCAAAAACUAAUAAUGCAACAGUAAACAGUAUUAGUAGUGCUAGUAGUUCGCUACUUAAGCAUGCUUUAGAAAUAACUGCCAUAAAAAAUGAAGUUCCAGAUAGUGAAUGUUUUAUCAUAGAAUAAAGUAUUAUAAUUAUGAAUAGUUUUUUAUUUAACAGGAUUAAAAUUUAUCUUUAGUAAAUUACCA